GUCACAUCAGGUCCUGAGGUAGCUUCGCUGGCGCUUCUUCUGCACAGCCUGGGGAGCCGCACCUAUCUCACCUGCACACAACACACACACACACACACACACAGACAGACACACAGACAGACCAUGAUGAGACAGGGAGUGAGUGAGGUGGUCGGGGUGGCGUGUCCGUCCGUGUCUCACCAGUAAUAGAGUCCAUGAUGAAUUCGGCCGGCAUGGUUUGUGUCUUGGGCACUCGUAGGAUGGUGAGGCCACCCAGAGGUAUCUUCCCCAUGUCGAUCUGGAUGUGCGGGUACUCCGUCUUGAAGUACUGAAUGAAUCCGAUCAACCGCACAUACGUACGUACAUACGCAUGCCAUUCAUGCCCAAGGGCACAACCAAUCAGGCAAGGAAGCAAGCAACACAGGGCGCCUGGGUGCGCUGGCUGCAUCUAGUCAGUGUACGCAAGAAUGUCUGGCUGCCUGCCUGCCAGUGUUGCGUGGGCCAACGUAGGUAACCUGUACGAGGGCGCUCGGGGGUGGCGGCUCGAACCCCUCAGGGAGGGCCUCCCACCUAGACAGACAGGACAAACAUACGUUCGCACAGAUCGACGACUCACACACACACGUGACAAAUCUAUCUCCGAGGGUGAAUCUGUCUGUCUGUCUGUCUGUCACCUCCCUCCCUCCCUCCCUCCCUCACUUGUCCAGGAUAGGGUUGUGGUAUGCCCGCACCAGUGGCACACCCCGCAUACUGUCGUCAGUGUCGGCGUCCGAGUAACUGCACUCACGCCACAGCAGGCAAACAAACAAGUCGACAGACAUGACACAUGCUAACUUCAUGUCGAGCAGCAAAGAGUCCGGCGCCGCAGAGCCCAGCCAGCCAGCCAGCCAGCCAGCCACCCCCGACAUGCAUGUCAUGUAUGUUGCUCACUCUGGGUGAUUCUGUCCGUGUAUGUCAGCGGCGAAGAGUCCGACGAUCGACACGCCGAGGAACACAAGCACCAUGUAGGCAAUCUGCGACAUACAGGCACCAGACCAGGGUGGGGAUGCAUAUGUAUAUGCAAGCCAAGCCGUCCGGUGAUUGUGUGUGUACACGUGCAUAUGAUAUGAUAGUAUGUGUACGCAUCUAAGUAUGGAUGGAUGUAUGUGUUGGUGUGUGUCACGGCGUGUGUUUGGUGCUGUGCUGUGCUGUGCUGCUCACGGGGAACAUGGGGUGCACGUCAUCGGGGGGCACGUGGUCCUUGAUGCCUGGGGGAAUAACCAAUUCAUCAAGCACCCAUCCACCCACCCACCCACUCAGUCAAUCAGUGAGUCAGUGACACCCCUCGCCGCCUCACCUGCCGCGUACUUCUUGUAGCGCUCGCGACGCGCCUCUGCAAUCGAUUGCAGCACAACACAAGCCAAUCAAUGAUGGUGCGGUGCGUCCUCUCGACACUGCCCGGCAUUCAUUCAUUCUUGUUGAUUGCAAUGCAGUCAUUGCAACAAGGAUGAAUGCCGUGUGCGACUGACUGUACUGACUGACCCCUCUCCUCAGCGGUUUCCAUCCUCCACUUGUGCUGCCAAUAGUCGCGCAUUGUCUGGGUGGUGCCAGCUCCGCCCUGUGCUGCACUGCCAGCAGCCUUGACAUCUUCCAUCGUGAACUGAAUCUCGGCAUCGUACUGGCUCCUCUUCCACUUGUCGUUGAGGACCUUGUACGCCUCCUGCACCUCGUGGAAGCGGUCGGCGGCACGGGGGUCGUUGGGGUUCUGGUCGGGGUGACACUCCUUGACCCUCUGCAGGUACCUCUCUUUUAUCUGAGACGGACGCGCCGUGCGAGGGAUGCCCAACACAUCGUAAUAGGUCCGCUCCCUGCGCUUGGCCGUGCCGCCUCGAGAGCCGGUGGCCCUGCUGCCGGAGCUGCCGCUAUUGCUGCCGCUGCUGUCGCCCCCAGUGCCGCUCGACGACCUGCCACGUGCCGACUGGUUGUCUUGCUGUGAGCUCCAAGUGCCGUGGUGGUUGCUGGUACUAUUGUUGCUGUUGUGCGAUGAUGAGUCGCUGGUGGCGUCACCGGAGCUCCUGCGCUCUCCAUGGCUGCCACCCACCCUCCGCCCAUCCUUGCUGUAUCCCGUGCUCUUAUAGCUCCCACCACCAUACCUCGGAUCAUGAGCCGUCUUGAGGACCAUGCGGCUGCUGUGCACGUGCCGAGAAGCUCCGCGACCAUGGACCAUUGAUCGGACCAGGCACCGGUGCAAAUGCCUGUGCAGAGCAGGGUGCCACAUCAUCAUUGCCGCCACGCAUCAUAUCAUUGGUUAAAUAGACCCGGAUGUUGCCGCACGGACGGACGGAUGACGUGACG
Vitrella brassicaformis is the source of this 2313-nucleotide messenger RNA. NCBI's taxonomy places the organism in Eukaryota, Vitrellaceae. The record is from the annotation of a GenBank genome assembly.